GAGAUUUUCUUUUGCUUCUUUUACCCUCGAAAAGAAGAACGCGAAGAAGAGCUGUACAAGAAUACGCUUCGGUGGGGGAGGUCGGAAUAGCGUCUUCGGAACAAAACCGCGCUAAAAAUCCUGCUGACGCUGUAAAAUUUAACUCGUAAUGUUGCAGGUGGAGUAAAAUAAAAUAAAAAAAAAUCUAUAAAAACGUUACCCAGCGUUUCGCAUAACAACGGCGUAUGAAAAUAGUGGUGGCCGAGUGUGAUACAGCGUUCUAGUGUCCCGUUUGGCCGACGGAGGGCCCCCCCCCGAACCGUACGGCACCAUGAACCCGCAACAGUUUUCCCUCCGGUGGAACAAUUACACGUCCUACAUCGCCGGAGCGUUCGAUUCGCUGCGCUACGAGGAAGACUUUGUCGAUGUGACGUUGUGCUGCGAGGGGCGCAAGAUACGCGCACACAAAAUACUGCUCUCGGCCUGCAGUCCCUACUUCAAGGACGUGUUCAAGGAGAACCCGUGCCAGCACCCCGUCAUUAUUUUCAAAAACGUGCGCUACAAUGACCUGAUGUCGCUGGUGGAGUUUAUGUACCAGGGCGAAGUGAGCGUGCCGCAGGAACAGCUGCCCUCGUUUCUGCACACGGCGGAGGUGCUGGCGAUCCGGGGGCUGACGGACAAUACGGCCGAUACGCGCCAGCCGGCCAGCUCAACCACGUCCGCGAUCGCGCAACAGCUGAUCCAGAGCCAGGCGGUGCUGGACAAGUCGGCCACGAUCACGACGACGGACUCGCUCUACCUUACCUUGCCAUCAAACUCGACCAUAGUCCAUCAACCGAAGCUUGUACAGGCGCAGAUCCAGACGGCACCGAUCAUCACCAAACCACUGAUCAAACAAUCGCCACCCGAAAUGCCGGCCCUGACCGCGUCAACCGUCACUGUGCCAAUGGCGCAGCAACAGCAGCAGCCAACGAUCGCCAAAAUACAGGUACAGACGGCAGCACAACAGCAGCAACAACAGCAGCAGCAGCAGCAGGUUCAAGUACAGGUCCAGCAGGUAGCCGUGCAACAGGCGCAGCAAACCCAGCAGCAGCCCCAACAGCAAACGACCACAUCGCAAACGCAACCCCAGCACCAAACUACCCAAGCCACCACCCUACAGGAAGUCGUGGACAAUGUCGUACAGCCGAGAAAGAAAAAGGUAAAGGCACAGCAGAUUAUCGCCACGCAACCGAACUCAUCGGUUCAGUCCGGGUCUACGGUAACGGUUACGACGACGAGCACGGGACAGUCGGGCGACAAUGAACUGUACGAGACGGACACCUACACCAUCACUACCAAGGAUGCGCGAGAGGAACAGGAACAUGAGCAAUAUACAGAAAACGGUCAAACGUCUGGUACUACACUCAAGAUGGAAAUACCGGAGUUUAUCAGCGUCGGCGAGCCGCUCAAUCCCGGUAACGGCACAAACAAUACGUUCCUGCAAGAAAGCUACGAACUCGUGUCGGAAAACAUUGAAGAGAAGGACGAUGACGAAGAUAUGGCGCAGGAUAAUAUUGAGAUCGAAGGAUCGGAGAUGGAUAUGAGUCGUAUUUUCCAAGGAUCAACCGACGAGCAGACGAAAUCGAACAUUUUGCAAGAAGUGUUUGAGCAAAAAAUGAAACCCAAAAAAUACAAGUGCAAAGAUUGCGACAAAAGCUUCGCCGCCUGGAAAUCGCUCACGAUGCAUCAGCAUAUACACAGGGGCCUCACGAAAUGCACGAUCUGCGGUGCGAUCUUGUCACGCACGGCCAAUCUCAAGCGCCACAUGAAGCUGAAGCACGAGAAAAUCAUACCGUAAAAUGGGUUCGAUGCCACCCGAUGGGUCGUAAACGAUGGUGGUAGUAAAGAAAAGCGGGGAGCGGUGGGGGGGGGAUCGCUCAUCGAAGCCCCCCCCCCCCAUUUGUAAUUCUCUAUAUACUGUAUUCAGGUAUUGUAUAUACAACAAAAAGGAACAAAGUUUUAGGCGAUACACACACACACCAACACCGCACGCGUACGUAGCGACGUAUGAUAGGGGGGGGGGGGGGGGAAGGGUUCAAUGCACCCAUCUAUUGUGGCGUAUAGAUUGUAAGAAGGAUUUUUUUUUCUUUUUCGUUUGAUUUAAGUUAACGCUUGUAGUAGAAUCCAGCGUGUCCGAUCGCUUGUGCUUGUUGCAAUCAAACGGUGUUGGUGGGAUCCGUUGGGAUGUCCACCCCCCAAGCGACCUUAAUGUGCGUUUCUAUUUUAAGUUGCAAUAUCCGUUUUAAUUGAUUUAAUGCAUUAAACAAAAAAAAAAGCAUUAUAUUUGCCACCAUUGAGUCUACGGCGACUGGUGGUGGUGAUGGAUUUGGGGAAAAUGCCACCGCGCUCACUACUUGACGUAAUGCAGCCACAGCUCAUAUUAGCUUUAAAUAUGCAAGAUCAGAUGUGUUUAAAUGAUUUGUUUCAUAUUCGCUUUAAUUUUGGACAAUUUUAUAUAACAUAAAAAAACAAACCCCGUCAAGUUUGUACUUACUUGUACCGAGCGAAUAAUGUUUGUUCAUUAAGAUUCUUCUUUUAGGCACACUACAAUCUCGAGUGAGAGAGAGAUAUAUAUAUAUAUAAAGAGAAAGAAAGAGAGAUACUUUAGUCUGCCCAUCCAGUUUCGGUUUUACUUGAUGUUAGUCGUAACCGGUCAGACGGGAGUUGAUACCCAGUUCUGCCGUUUUGAAAAUCACCCAAAUCAGCCGCAAUUGAAUUAUUGAGCUUUAGUUUCGUCUAACAACUUUUAGUACCUAGAAUUACACCAUCUGCUUGGUUUAUUGGAAAACAAAACUGCUCAUGUUGACCAACGCCGCUUUUAGCAAACGUUUCUCGCUGAAAUUAAUGUGGGGGAACCAUAGAUUCAUUGUCAUUAUGUCGUAAGGUAUUUUUUUUAUUAUUUUAACGAGUUUUAACAAAAAUCAUUUAAAGGUGAAACACACUACACGGGAAGCGACACCCGCCAGUGUAGAUUAACUAAGAACAUUAGGCUCGUUUUUGUCUCCCCCGUUUCGUAAUUAAACAAAAUGGCGAAAAGGGAAGAGAAGAAGUGUUUGUGUGUGUGUGCGUGUCUGUAUAGUGUGUAAUUAAAUCUAAGCAAACAUUCUAAUUAACAUGUUUUGAACGUUGUGAGGGCAUACACUUUGCUAACCGGCAGUCGGAUUAAGUGUCCAUUUAGUGUGUAAGGUAUUCCGGAUAUUCACAUGGAUGCGUGUAGGGAAAGGAUGCGAGACUCCAUGUUAGGCUCCCACACGAUAUCAAGGGAAUCCUUAUGGAUGCGUGGAGCUAGACACUAGCAGAGAGGACAGCGACACCGGUCUUCAAACGACAUGACCCGGUUUCCCCGUAGGGAAGACUUGUCUAUAGACUAGAAAUGGCGGGCAUGAUCUUUCACAUCCCUGAUGACAACCUCAGGAUGUGUUUGUUCCAUUAUUUCUAGCGUCCGUCCUUUGCUACUAGCGGAGGGGUCGAUUUACGACUUUUGAUGCAUUAAAGGCAAACGACCGAAUGCUGGAGUCUCGCAGUACUUUUAAACUCGCACCGUGUCGGAUCAGCAGACGUACUGUACCCCUGCUUUGAUAACCUUUAAAUGACUUCGAUUGUUUCAAUUAGUUGUUAUACACACACCCCGCUUGACACACGCUGUUUGUGCACCAAUCUGACGUGAGGUCCGCUGUGCUGUCUUGGUGCACUGAACGAGCACUAGCACACCUUCCCCGCGUACCAUGCUUUCUCUACCAACCGGUCAGUGUUUCGAGGUUUACCCUGGAUCUGAUUUACACUAACACACUGUUCGUAUUCGUUUGCUUUGUAUGUAUUGUGAACUUUGCAGCGAGAGACACCGUAACACAAUAAACUUAUUUCUGUACCAGUUUUAUCAAAGUUUUAUCCGCAGGUCCGUAUAGCUUCUUUUUCUUUUCCCCCACGCAACCGAAUUCGAAAUCCUAAUCUAAGCUUCCUGGGGAAAUGUAUGGUAGAAUUUUGUUCUGGAAAAAAGGUUUAAAAUUGGUUAGGUUUCGUCCACCGGGACGGGCGUUUCGAGUGGGCACUUCAAACCAGGUUGGACAACUUCGCAUUAUGAGAUUUUGUAACGCUUGCCCUUGGUCCUUUGGUCAGCCUCAAACUUUAAAUCUAAAUCCAGGAUCUUGAUAGACUUACAGCAGAUGAUCUACGAAGAUUCUACAUCCGCAAGGCCUUGGAGAUGGUCCGCUCUAGGCCCCAGCCAAUCGCCCUGGGCCAAAUACUUGCUGCUAGACCAGAAAGUCCCGGGAGGGUUCUAUCCACCUUUAUACAGACAUGUCAUUCCUAGAAAUCCUGGUAAGCUUGAUCGAGGUUUCAGAUGAAAUAAUUGCUCUCAUAUGUGGCUUUAAUAUCCAUGUCGAGACUUACUUAAGAGGUGUUCUACUGCUCUGCGAUCUUCUUCAAGAUCAUCUGCCACACUUGUGAGCAUCUAGUCUGUCUGUUUGAACUUCGGAAGUCCUCUCGAAUAUACGUUCUUCACCGAAUUGGGACUAAUCGAUCUGCUAGUUAUCAGGGGUUUGUUUAAAUUUUGUAGGCAAUACCAGCUAUAUAGACUUUCGUUUUUCCUAUAAUUUGAAGAUUGUGCUUAAAUGAAAGAGAGAGAGAGAGAAAGAGAGGGCGACCCGCCGUCCAGUGUUACUCCCAUCCCGCUACCUUAAAAAAGCUUUUUCUCCUCUGUUUUUAAUUUCUCUCCUCUGUCUACUUUUAGAUAUUGUUAGCCAAAACAAGUGGGCGCGAUGUAAAGUUUGUCGGUUGCUCAUCACGGCGAGCAAUCUUUGGCGACAUGUGCGCACGCAGCAUAGCCGCCUCGAACCGAAACGGUGCGAGCACUGCAACAAACAGUUCAAAAACAAGUACAGCUUGCGCGAGCACGUGCGCAUCACGCACGAAUCGAAGCAACCGCGGGAUGAAGUUAGUAGUAGGGCGGCGGAAGGAACCGGCGAAGGAUAGUGCCGUGGUAGAGGACAUUGUUGCGUUUCGUUUUGGAUCUGUUUCGAUAUUAUUUAUUUUAACCUUUUUGUUUUUUGUUUAAUCUAAAUGAUCAAGAUGGCUACGAUUAAGCGGAUAAGUUAAGAUGGCGAAGAUAAUGUUUCGGGCAAUGAAAACUCGCUUCCUUACUAGUCCUAUAGUCGUGUUAAGGAUAUGUCUCAUUUUCGCUUCUUCACAUGUGUUGCGUUUCGUUUUUUUGUUGGCUUUAACUUCUCUUUUUUUAUGGUGCGAACUUCCAAAGAGUAGUUUGCCUUGAAGCGCUCGAAAAUAGCAGUAUUUGUACAUGUAUAUACUCAACCAACAAUAAAGAAUACAUUGAA
Anopheles stephensi (Asian malaria mosquito) is the source of this 5351-nucleotide messenger RNA. Its product is annotated as protein abrupt-like. The transcript is spliced from 6 exons. Lineage: Eukaryota; Metazoa; Arthropoda; Insecta; Diptera; Culicidae. Gene Ontology annotation, biological process: regulation of transcription by RNA polymerase II. Gene Ontology annotation, molecular function: protein binding. The coding region runs from base 311 to 1819 and encodes 502 amino acids. The record is from RefSeq and is a predicted model, not a curated record. Gene Ontology annotation, cellular component: nucleus.